GCGAAAUAAAUAUGUACUCUCCACAUUGGAGUUUUAAAAAGUGUAUUGACGUAAACAAUGGCGGAUUCGGGAAAUCAAUCAUCAGAUAUGCAAAAUAUUACUGAUGUUCCAACGUGUCCAAUUUUUCCAGACCACCCAAAUCAAUGUACCAUCAUUAUAAAUGUGAGGAGAGUAUUUGCUUCCAUAUCCCUCAUAGGCUGCAUAUUUAUCAUCCUGGUUAUAUGGCUGUUCAGGAAAUACAUUGCAUUUUCACAGAGACUGAUACUGUACAUGAGUUUUGCAGCUUUAAACAUCAGCAUCUCAUAUUUGAUGGGAGAACUUCACCCAGAUGGACCAUUGUGUGAUUUCCAAGCUUUUUGGAUGUCUUUCUUUGAUUGGUCGGUGUUACUAUGGGUCAGUUGUAUUACACUGAACUUAUUUAUCAACGUUGUUUGGGGCAAAACCACAGAAAAAUAUGAAUGGUUGUACCAUCUUGUAAGUUGGGGAGUUUCUCUAUUCAUGUCACUGCUGCCGUUUAUCGGGAACCAUUAUGGUCCUGCAGGUGCUUGGUGUUGGAUUAAAGAUAAUUGGAGGUGGAGAGUUGGUGUCUGGUAUGGUCCACUAUUUGGCAUGUUGUUUAUCAUGGUUGUAGCCUACAUCUACAUAUCUUGUGUCCUCAGCAGAAAGGCAGCAACAUGGGAAGGCACAUAUGAUCCAGAUACUGAGAGGAAAAAGUCAAUGCUGAAGGAGGACAUCAAGCCCCUAAUGGCGUACCCUUUUGUCUACCUCGCAACUUCUCUCUUCCCUUUGAUUAACAGGAUACAGAAUGCUGUUCACAGUGGUCACCCCGUGUUUGCUCUGGUUCUGUUAGCCUCGAUUUCAUCACCAUCACAAGGUGCUAUAAAUGCUAUAGUGUUUGGCUUAGACAGGGAGACAUUCCGUAGACUCACACCGUCACAAAUCAAGAUGGCCUGGUCACAUCACACUAAUCGAAAAGUUGUCCAUGAGUUUCCCAUACCACUUAGAUCUAGGAACAUGCAUCUACUUGACACAGAGCAGCAUGUGCCUCUUUUAAGAUGAUCAGUGUCAUAUAAAUGCUUGGCUUGUUAGCAGACGAUGACUCUACAGAACAGAUUCACAAGGAAAGCGGUGAUACACGAGUUUCCUGAGGAACGGAGCGGGAUGGAUACAGAAUACUGACAGUUACUGAGAGGUCCCCUAGAGGGCAGUGAUGAUGACGACCUCUAGGUCAUAGGUCAAUGACUUAUAGGUCAAAGGUCAAAAUAUAAACUGCUAUAAAUACAUAUAGAACAGUUACACUCUAUAACUUUGAACAUUGUACAUUAAUUUAUUGUAUUUAUUAUAAGUGACCAAUUUCAUACAGAAAAUAAAUAAUUUUGUUGUUAUCAGGUUAGUUAAAGGACCACAUACUACUAAAUUUGUGUUCUUAGUAUAUAAGUUAUCUCUUUUUUAUUGAUUUGUGUAAACUGAUGGAAUUUUGAUUAUUGAGUUAAGUUAUUCUCAGUAUUAUUGUAAAAGUUUGUCAUGACAGUUUGAUAAUUUUGAUAAUUUUUAGCUCGACUUUUCUAUGAAAAGGGGAGCUAUCCUACUCGCCCCGGCGUCGGCGUUGGCGUCGGCGUUGGCGUCACACCUUGGUUAAGUUUUUCGUACCACCCCACUUUAUUUCAGAAGUAUUACAAGUAUGGCUUUGAAACUUACCAUACUUGUUCACCAUCAUAACCUCCAUCUACAGACAAGAGUACAUAACUCUGUCAAGGUUUUUGACAGAAUUAUGGCCCUUUUUUGACUUAGAAAGUGUAUUGAGCUUGGUUAAGUUUUUUGUACCACCUCACUUUAUUUCAAAACCAUUGGAGGUAUUGCUUUGAAACUGACCAUACCUGUUUACCAUCACGACCUUCAUCAACAGACAAGAGGACAUAACUCUGUCAAGGUUUUUGACAGAAUUAUGCCCCUUUUUGACUUAGAAAAUACAUUGAAUAUGGGUAAAAUCCACUUAUUGCCUUAACCCUUUGAGAUAUUGCUUUGAAACUUUUAAUGCUAUUUCACAUCAUUACCCCCAUCUGUACGCAAGAGAAGGUAACUCUGUCAAGGAUUUGUUUUAAAAAUUAAGGCUUUUAUCGACUUAGAAUCUUGGUUAAGUUUUUAGUACCAGUCCACUUUUUGACUGAAGUGUUUGAGAUAUUAAUUUGAAAGUUGGAAUACUUGUUUACAAUCAUGAUUCCCAAACAUGUCCAGGAGAAGGUAAUUCUGUCAAAGAUUUUAUUUGAAUUAUGGCCCUUAACUGUCAAUGUUUUGUAUUAUAGGCAAGCACUAAAAAACUUAAAAAAUCUAAAAAAAUUCAUUCCUAUCCACUUGUUCACUUUACCAUAAAUUAUGUCAUAUAAACAUUGCUGUAAUAUUCAAGGGUAUCAAACAACUAGUUCACUUUAAAAAUACAGAGAUUCUUGUAUUGCCUUUUACUGCAAAAACUUUUUUUAUUGGCAAGCAAUAAAAAAGUCGAGCGCGCUGUCUUACGGACAGCUCUUGUUUAUGAUAAUACUAUAUAGAAAAUUUUAUGAAAAAAUUGCCAUAUAUUUACAGAUAAAGAAACUCUUGUAUAUUAUCAUUAUCAUAAAGAUUUAUUUUAGAAAUGAUUGAUGUCUUUCCUGUUUGAGACAGAGUUUUUGUUAUUUACUAAUGGUCUAAUUAAUGAAGAAGUUCUGUUGAUUUCUUUCUCUCCAGCAAAUGAUGAUGAUAAGCUUUUUCAUAAAAAACUGUUGGAUUUUACAAAAUACAAAAAUUAAGCAGUUAAAUGUCUUAGAUAAGCCUCCAGUGUUGAAACGUUCUAUGUAAGAAGUAAAACAAAAACAAACAAAAUUAUUUUAUAUAACUAUAUGUCCACUAUUAAAUUUUGCUAUAAUUCUAUUUCUACUGUACUUACUGUUUAUAUUUAUUUAUUGUUGAAAAGAAAAUUGUUGUUUUAGAUGUGGUUAAUAUAUUUUGUAGAAUCUCUGUUAACACUUUCACUGCCAUAGGGAUGGCUUAUGCCAUCCAUGUUAUUCUCGGUGUAUUUGCCAUAUGGACGGCUUUGGCCGUUUCUAUAAUAAUUAUAGUAAUAAAUUAAUAAUAAUAAAUAUAAAGAAAAUUAUACCAUUGACAAUAAUUAUCAUUAUACUAACAGAUUUGGAAACAUAUAUAAUUAUUAUAAUACUACUAAUAAAUAAUUAUGAUUAUAUUGUCAGACCGGUUCCGAUUCAGGAUUAUAACAAUAGUCACAACAAAUUUGUAAAAUUAAAUAAUUCUUUUAAUUUCUUUAUAUCACUCAAAUAAUAAAUUUAUUUGACAGUCAAUAAUAGACAAAUACAUGUAAUAAAGAAAUACAUGUAAUAAAUAGAAUAAAUAUUGCUUAAAAUACCUUAAUAUCUUUAUCUUUCAUUUCUAAGAAUAUUAUUUAUGUUAUCAAUUUCAGUUAUCUUUUCCGUUAUGAUCCUUUAAUUGAAAUUCGGUCUAUUUAAAUGCUUAUUUCGUGUACAUAUGACGUCAAAAUGAAAGUAGGAUUUCCCGUAAAAACUGGGUUAAUGUGACGUCACAAUAUAAUUAUAGUUAACAAAAUGGCGGACUAAUUUCAGACAAUAUUUGAUAAUGAGGAAAAGUGACAUAUAUAAAAAUAUAUAAACAAUCAAUCAUGACAGGAUAUGAAUGUAAGUUAAUUUAAAUAUCGUAUCAGCAUGGUAAACGAAUGCGGUCAAUGAAAUGGAGUGGGUGGGGAACAGCCUAGCAAUAUUAAUUGAUAAUAUAGUAAUUUCUUAGAAAACCCUCUGGCAAAUAGGAGAUCAAUAAAACAAUAACCCUCUUGCAGUGAAAGGGUUAAAUUAUGUUUGAUGUAAAGUGGAUUGUUUUACAAUGGAUACAUUUUCCAUAAGAAACUUAUCUUUAGUGUCUGAUGUUCUUUUAUGUCUGUAUUGGGGCUUUGUUUUGUUGUGCAAAAUACUCAGAUGUAUUUUUCUUUCUUUCAUGUGUUUUUUUGUUAUUGUUAGAUAUAUUUCCCUAUGUCAUUGUUUAUUUGAUAUUUAUAUAUUUUAUUAUUUCUCAAAUUGCUGUUCUCAUUUUUUUCUCUUCAGUACAUAGUAAGGCAUAGUUAAACCAUAUUUACUUUUUCUGUGUCUAUUUAUAGACUUGGUUAUCAAAGACAAGUUUUUCUAUGGUGAUAAUGCUCUACUAUGAUAUCAAUAUUUGUCAAGCUUAGGGUAGUUAUAAUGAGUUUUACCAUGAUAUCAACUUUUCCUUUGUUAUUGAUGAUAAGACCUGAAGUUUAACCAUGAUAUCAAAAUUUGUUAAGCUUUACAUAGUAAUACAUAAGUUUUACAAUGAUAUCAAGGUUUUUUUUUUCAGUGGUUUAUAUGAUAAGAUCUAGUUUAACCAUGAUAUCAAUAUUUGUUAAGCUAUACAAAGUAACUAAGAUAUCAACUUCUAUCUAUUGUUUAUAUAUUUAGUUGAAUCAUGAUAUCAAGAAAUAUCUAUGGUUUAUGUGGUAAACCUAAUUUAACCAUGGUAUCAAUAUUUGUUCAGCUUUACAUAGACUUAAAUUAACCAUGAUAUCAACAUUUCUAUGCUUUACAUGGAAAAACUUACAGGUAGUUAAACCAUUAUAUGAACUUUCUUUCUAUAAUUUAUGUAUGGGGACGACUUUGUUAACUUUUUUUUUCUAACAAGCUUAUUUAUUAUUGUAUGUCUUAUUGUGGGCAGAGAUGUGGGAACAUACUUUUUUUCAAACUGAUACUGUUGUGAAAAAUAAUAUGUUGUCUUUAAUAUUCAGGAAAAAAUGAUUUUGUUGUGUGAUUAAAUCAGCAUUGUUUAUUAUAUUUUAAUAUUUAUUGAAAUAUUUUUUUUUUAAUGCGAGCAUGGACAAUGACUUACCUAUGCAACAAUUUUGAAAUCAGAACUCCCUGCACAUCCCAGCAGUCUGACUAGACUCGAUGCUGGACUUAAAACCACUUGCCCCUGACGCUGUUGGUUCAAAUCCAAUCGAUAACAAGUUUUUUUAUGUGUGGAAGCAAUAUACUACAGGUAGCUUACAGAAGGUUGCUGGUUUAUUCAGGUGCCCGCUCAUGCCUGGAAUAAUGCACGGAGCAGCAUCUGUAGUCUUUUGCUGUUUUACCUUUAUAGAGUUGCUGUGACUUAAAAUCCAACAAAACAAACUAUACUGUUUACUAGUUAGUAAUCAAUUUACCUUUUUGAUAACUAUUGUGAAAAUGCAGAAAAAAUAACAAA
This is a messenger RNA of Ruditapes philippinarum (Manila clam), 5250 nucleotides long. RefSeq lists its product as uncharacterized. Gene Ontology annotation, cellular component: plasma membrane. The record is from RefSeq and is a predicted model, not a curated record. Gene Ontology annotation, molecular function: G protein-coupled receptor activity. The transcript is spliced from 15 exons. Gene Ontology annotation, biological process: adenylate cyclase-activating G protein-coupled receptor signaling pathway; cell surface receptor signaling pathway. Bases 58 to 1059 code for a protein of 333 amino acids. NCBI's taxonomy places the organism in Eukaryota, Metazoa, Mollusca, Bivalvia, Venerida, Veneridae.